UAGGGCUGCUACAAACCCUGAGCAAGGCGUCGGAGGAGAGGUUUGGAUCUGACCGAAAUUGAAAGAGGGCCCACCAGCCAGAGAAGAAAGUGCAAUAGACGAGUGAGAAUUUUUGUCCAGACACGGAAAGUCAAGGAAAUAUGUUCUGGGGGCAGAUGAUGCAAGGGACACGCCUUUCUUCACAUUCGUUACUUCAGUCCAACUGCCAUCGUCCAUGGAAGUUCACCGACGUCCACUUGGAAGUGCCGUAUCAACCAAAUGGCAGUGACGCCAAUCGAUCCCUUCGCAGAGGAGAAUGUUCGUGAUCCCUCGGACAAGCUAUCACCGACCCGAGGCAUUCUAGUGGUCCAGAGGCGCAUGGCCGCGGGCGGAUUCUCAUCGUCGACGCAGAAUGCGACUUUUGCUGCGUUUACGUUAUCUCCAAAUUCGAGCACUCGACCCCAACACUCCACUGUUCGAACGCGUGAACCGACCAAUCCAGGAUAUCACAAUUAAUGUUUAUCCCAAGUAAAAUUAGGCUUGACUAUUCGCAUAUUCGUAUACCUCGACCUUCCGAAAAUAUCAUCUAUUGCUGUGUAGAGGAUUAUCAGAGAAAGGUUCCAUGAAGUCGGAUUUAUGCCGUCACCCUUCGGUCGAAUCGGGGGCUUCGCCUUUCUGAGAGCAUGACCUCGUCUUCCCUUAUACCCUACAAGGGUAUAAGGGAAGACGUAAAACCGUAGAACAUGGAGUUCGGAAAGGCGAGAGAGACGACGGGAAACGGGCUCACAUUACUCAUGUCGCGUAAUUGCAUCGGUUCGUUCCUUUCCUUUCAUCUGAACAUCGCCAAAUCAAACGAAAUGGUGAGCAAGCUAUGGAACCCAUCGUAGACUGACGUAGAGUACAAAGCGGAGGCAGCCAAGUGACGAAAGCCAAGCUGGCGUCAGGUCAGCGAGCAGGAUGAGGUAUUGGAUCUCAGUUAUUAUGUUACUUGGCACCCCGCUAUGAAUAAAUAUAUAAAUAUCAUAGUUGUUGGUGGAAGAAUCUUCUUUAGUUUGGACCACGUUGCAUAGAAAGGGCUCGAGUGAAUAGCCAAAACGAUGGGAAGACGACCAUGUUGCAGCCUCUUACUUUCUUCUGGGCGGGCGGGACAGAGCUUCGAAAUCUCGAAUGGCCGUGGGAUGUUUGUCCACCUUGGAAUAAGACAUAUAUUCUGUUAGUUGCACCAGGAACACCGAACAACAUAUUCAAUUUAUGACGUCCUCUACAUGGAAAAGUUCUAGCAAGAAAACUUCUCGACUUCAUCGGUCUCUCUAUGUCUAGUGUGAUAUUCAAGGUAUUAAUGCUAUUGUCCACGACCGGG
Molecule: messenger RNA, 1339 nt
Organism: Marchantia polymorpha subsp. ruderalis
Lineage: Eukaryota; Viridiplantae; Streptophyta; Marchantiopsida; Marchantiales; Marchantiaceae
Source: the annotation of a GenBank genome assembly